Molecule: messenger RNA, 1669 nt
Organism: Girardinichthys multiradiatus
Lineage: Eukaryota; Metazoa; Chordata; Actinopteri; Cyprinodontiformes; Goodeidae
Gene: trmt61a
Product: tRNA methyltransferase 61A
Exons: 4
Coding region: 450-1361 (303 amino acids)
Biological process (GO): tRNA methylation
Cellular component (GO): tRNA (m1A) methyltransferase complex; nucleus
Source: RefSeq, a predicted model, not a curated record
UUAUUCGGUGCACUUUAAAAAAAAAAGUGGUGCUCUGUGAAAUCAUGCAGUAAAAAAAAGACUAUAUUUCUCAGUUGGAUUUUUAUCGUCAAUGUACGACUGUAAAUAAAUAAAUAUAUCAGUGGAUAUAAUUUUCAAUGAGAAAUAGAAAACACUUGCUGAUUUUUUAAAACGACCAUUACUCACUGCUAUUUAACUUACUGGUGAUGAGAACUGUAUUAUUUUUGCCACAUUAAGCAUUGUGAUAAAUUUUUGUUGACGUCUGUAGCCUAGAGAGUAGAUGUUUGUUUCUGAUUAAACCAACUUGUGUUUUUUGUUCGUUUGUGCAGCCUUAUAUUGCUCCGUUUAAGCUGUUUUGUGGUUGUGGUUUAGCAGUCAAUCAGUGGGCAAAGAAGUGAGAAGGAGUUCUCCUCUUCGAGAGCAAAGUCUUUCCUGACUGACUGCCUACCAUGAGUUUUGUGGAAUAUUCAGAUUUUAUCCAAGACGGAGAUGUUGCCAUCGUUCAUCUGGGCCACAACUCAAUGACGCCUGUCAAAGUGCAGCAUGGCGCUCAGACGCAGACACGCUAUGGAGUGAUCCGCCAUUCCACAGACCUUAUUGGUCAGCGCUACGGCUCAAAAGUGACCUGUAGUAAAGGCGGAUGGGUGCAUAUCCUUCACCCCACACCGGAGCUGUGGACCGCCUCGCUGCCUCACCGCACCCAGAUUCUCUAUACCACAGACAUCGCCAUGGUUACAAUGAUGCUGGAGCUGAAGCCAGGAUCAGUCGUUUGCGAGUCAGGUACAGGUAGUGGAUCCCUCUCCCAUGCCAUCCUACGCACCAUUGCCCCCACGGGCCACCUGCACACAGUGGAGUUCCACCAGCAGCGAGCAGAAAAGGUGGUCGAGGAGUUCAAGGAGCACCGUGUGGAUCACUUGGUAACCGUCAGGAACCAGGAUGUAUGCAAGGACGGGUUUGGAGUGACAGGGGUCGCAGACGCAGUCUUCCUGGACAUCCCCAGCCCCUGGGAGGCAGUGGGACAUGCCAAGGCUGCUAUGAAGAAGCAUGGAGGGCGGCUGUGCUCCUUCUCGCCGUGCAUAGAGCAGGUUCAGAGGACAUGUGAGGCACUGACGGAGCAGGGCUUUAAGGAGAUCAGGACACUGGAAGUGCUGCUGAGAAUCCACAACGUUCGAGCCGUCACCCUACAACUACCUAACUUCGGCCCGGACUCCUCCUCUCAGGCAGGCCCAGAAGCCAUGGAGGAGGCCCCUCCCUCUGCUACUCCAGACCACGCCUCAUUAAAACUGAAGACCACCGCCCCACUCAGAGAAAUGCCUGGUCACACAGGGUAUCUCACCUUUGCCACCAAACCAAGAACCUGAAGUCUGGAAGCAGCUACCAGUCACCUGUUUGUUGCUUGCAUCAAGCAGAUGUUAAAAUUAGUUUAUUCUGACAAAUAGUGGAUGUAUAACAUUCUGAUUUUUAAAGGUUACCUUUUAUACCUGCUUUUACUUUUGCGGUGUAUUUGUUUUUAAUUUUUUUUUCAUUGUGGUUGUGGUGCAAGGACAGACAAUAACGGGUGAAAUGUUUUUUUGUUGUUUUUCAGACUGUAACCUACUUAACUUUACCAUAUAAGUGGAAGCAGUGGAGAAUACUUGAACAUAAAAAAUAAUAAAUUAACUAAAAGUUU